CUAUAAAAACACACCAAGCCCUUCAAUUCUCAUGCAUUGAAAUCAUUCAAAGUUCUCUCAUAUUUCUUCUCUCUAAUCUCAUUAAAACACUCCUUUUAGAGAUUAUUUACCUUCACCAUGUCUUCCAAAAAGCUCUUGGUCCUAAAGACAAUCGACGGCGAGGAAUUCGAACUCGACGAGGCAGUGGCGGUGAGGUCAGAAGCCAUCAAAAAUAUGGUGGAAGAUGACUGCGCUUCAAACACCAUUCCUUUGCCUAAUGUCGAUAGCAAAACAAUGGCCAAAGUGAUCGAAUACUGGCAAAAACACUCCGAGGAAGGCGUCUCAGAGGACGAGUUGAAGGAUUUUGACAAGAAUUUUGUGAAGGUGCUGAAUUACUCGGAGUUGUAUGAUCUAAUUUUAGCAGCUAAUUAUCUUAAUGAUAAGGAGCUAUUGGAUAUAUUGUGUCAAGAAACUGCUGAUAGGAUCAAAGGGAAAACGCCAGAGGAAAUACGUAAAGCAUUUAACAUCAAGAAUUAUUUUACACCUGCGGAAGAAGAGCAAAUCCGUAAAGAAAAUGCUUGGGCCUUUGAUUGAUUUUACAACAGUGCUUCUUCUUUUCUUGUUUAGAAUUAAAACUGUCUAAGUUAUUUUUCAAAGUUCUAUGUUCUUGAUGCUUUGUUUUUAGAAUUUGUUUGGUUUUGAUUGA
Messenger RNA from Nicotiana tabacum (common tobacco), 685 nucleotides. RefSeq names its product SKP1-like protein 1. The record is from RefSeq and is a predicted model, not a curated record. NCBI's taxonomy places the organism in Eukaryota, Viridiplantae, Streptophyta, Magnoliopsida, Solanales, Solanaceae. Gene Ontology annotation, biological process: ubiquitin-dependent protein catabolic process.